Molecule: messenger RNA, 1733 nt
Organism: Labrus mixtus (cuckoo wrasse)
Lineage: Eukaryota; Metazoa; Chordata; Actinopteri; Labriformes; Labridae
Product: anthrax toxin receptor 2-like
Exons: 17
Coding region: 154-1620 (488 amino acids)
Cellular component (GO): membrane
Molecular function (GO): signaling receptor activity
Source: RefSeq, a predicted model, not a curated record
UUUAUUUCAUUGUCAGCUGUCAAAGCCCACAUGAACUACAGCCUCCUCUCCGAACUCAUUCAACAUGUGAACCUCCGGGCUGAUGCACUGAGGAUGAUGGUCUCAGUUGCUUCGACUGAUUUCUAAACAAAUCUUUCAGAUAUUAUGUAGGGAAUGGCAUGGAUUAUGGAUCGGAUAUGGAUAUGUUGCAUAUUCCUACUUUUUCUUACUGCUUGUGUGAAUUCAUCGCCUCAUGACGGUGAAGACGCUUCCUGUGAUGGAGCAUUUGAUAUUUAUUUCGUUUUGGACAGGUCAGGCAGCGUGUCGGGACACUGGGAUGAGAUCUAUGGGUUUGUGGAGCAGCUCACCAACAGGUUUGUCAGUCCCAGAAUGAGGGUUUCCUACAUAGUCUUUUCAGCCAGAGCUGUUGUUAUACUGCCACUCACUGGAGACAGGACAGAGAUAGAUGAGGGCUUGAAUAAGCUGAGCCAAAUCAAACCAGCGGGUGAAACGUACAUGCAUGAAGGCAUGAGGGCAGUGUCCGAGCAGAUGAAGGCACAGACUUCACCCUCAUCCACCAUCAUCAUCGUUUUGACUGAUGGCAAGCUGGAGGUCUUCCCCUUUGAGCUGAGUGUGCAGGAGGCUGACACAGCCAGAGGCUUUGGAGCCAGAGUGUACUGUGUUGGGGUCAUGGACUUUGACCACAAACAGCUUGCUGAAAUAGCAGACAGCACAGACCAAGUCUUCCCAGUGCUGUCUGGCUUUCAUGCCCUCAAAGACAUCGUCAACUCUAUCCUGAAGCAAACAUGUGCAGAUGUUUUUACAAUAGAGCCGUCAAGCGUUUGCGUGAAUGAGUCUUUUAAUGUGGUGCUGAGGGGAAGCGGCUUCAGUGGAUCCAAGAGGAUGGACAACAUCCUCUGCUCCCUGACCGUCAAUGAGAACACUUAUGAAAAGAAGCCAACAGUAGUUCAAGAUGGAUAUCUGCUGUGUCCGGCUCCUGUGCUGCAUGAAGUUGGCCAAUCAAUCGAAGUGCUGGUCAGCUUAAACAAUGGACAAUCCUACAUCUCCAGCCCCAUCACCAUCUAUGCCACAACAUGUUCAGAUGGGACCUGGGUGCUGUGGCUGCUGUUGGCUCUGUUGCUGUUGCUGGUUCUAACUUUACUCUGGUGGUUUUGGCCUCUCUGCUGCACUGUGGUCAUAAGGGACCCACCCCCCUCACGCCCACCUCCUCCACCUCCUGUCAUUGAACCAGAGGAGGAACUUUCACCACAACACAGAUGGCCUACAGUAGAUGCUUCAUACUAUGGAGGCAGAGGUCCUGGAGGAAUCAAACGCAUGGAGGUGCGUUGGGGUCAGAAAGGGUCCACAGAGGAAGGCUCGCGGCUGGAGAAAGCCAAAAAUGCUGUGAUCACUUUACCAGACGAAGUGGAGGAGCCUAUCAUACUCCGACCCCCACCUCGACCUCCUCCAGUCUACAACCGCCCAACACAGUCCAAAUGGUACACUCCCAUUAAGGGCCGUUUCGAUGCAUUGCUGGCAUUACUGAGGAGACAAUACGACAGAGUGGCGAUCAUGAGGCCGACACCUCACGACAAGGGCCGCUGCAUGAACUUCUCGAGGGUUCAGACUCAGAGUCAUUGAAGUUCAAACUUUAAAGAUCAACUCUUUCCAAGUUAUUUUUUGUCCAAAGAGAUCUUUACUCCAACAUAAAUAUUGUGAUUUUAAUUGUAUUGUAAAUAAAUGUGUUUACUUAU